Messenger RNA from Cornus florida, 1004 nucleotides. RefSeq names its product ethylene-responsive transcription factor ERF113-like. Gene Ontology annotation, molecular function: DNA binding; DNA-binding transcription factor activity. The transcript is spliced from 3 exons. Gene Ontology annotation, biological process: regulation of DNA-templated transcription; ethylene-activated signaling pathway. The coding region runs from base 279 to 1004 and encodes 241 amino acids. NCBI's taxonomy places the organism in Eukaryota, Viridiplantae, Streptophyta, Magnoliopsida, Cornales, Cornaceae. The record is from RefSeq and is a predicted model, not a curated record.
UCCACACACACACACACACACACACAUAUAUAACCCUCAUCUUCUACAUAUAUAUGAUCAUUUCACACCCAACAUUUAUAUAGAUUCAACCAAGUAUAUAUAUAUAGUAUUUUACAAAUACAUAUAUAUAUAAGUUGUAAGAAAUUAAAGUGGAUCUAAACAGGCAUGGGAAGAGGCCCCUUCCUUUUUCUGAUUCAUCGGAGAAAAAAGAAGAAGAAGAAGAAGAAGAAGAAAACUAUAACAUAUUUCCUGUCUACUCAGCUAGAUCUCAACAGGACAUGUCCGCUAUGGUGUCAGCACUCACUCUAGUUAUUGGAAACACUGAUAAAAACCUUCUUCAUGAUAUGCCUGCAGGAAACUCAGUAGCCAUAGGCAUAAAUACAUAUAUAUUCAUGGCCGGGCCGGGUGCAACGGUGCCUCCUGAUCAGUCUCAACCCAAUAUUCAAGAUCAAGGGAACCAAGGGAGAAGACACUAUAGAGGGCUGAGGCAAAGGCCAUGGGGCAAGUGGGCAGCCGAAAUACGAGGCCCUAAAAAAGCAGCAAGAGUGUGGCUAGGUACUUUCGAAAUAGCUGAGGCUGCUGCACUUGCAUAUGAUGAAGCAUCAACUCUUAGAUUUAAAGGAAACAAAGCUAAGCUCAACUUCCCUGAAAGAGUUCAAGGGAGAAUCGAGUUGGGUUGCCUAACAACUCAUCAAGACUUGCGGUUCAUGGCUCACUCGGUUGCUCCUCCUCCUCCUAAUAAUUUUGCUCAUUAUGCACAAGUUCUUGAUAGUGAAGAUCAUAAUUUGAACCACGCCAUACCAUCCGGUAUCUACCACAGAGGAACAUAUCUUUCGCCGUCUAUGUCUUCAUCUUCAACAUCUUCCUCUGCAUCAACAUAUAAUUGGCAACAAGAAGGGGGAGAGGUUAGAAGACUUCCACCACAGUCUAGAAGUUCUUCUUCAAGUUGUGAUCCUCCAAAUAAUUGGGAAGAUUUUGAUCCUAAUGAUCACUCGAAAGGGUAG